GUUUUGUGGUCCGUGCUUGCCUUUCCCCGUCUCCAGUGUCAUCUUUUUCCCCCGACAACAUGAGCAAACUUGUUGAGCAACUCCUUGGCGUCGUCUUCGCCGAGCCAGAGGAGAAGGAGGAUCCUCCAGCGGACGAGGGUGCCGAGGAGGAAGAGGACGAGGAUGAUGAGGAUGAGGACGAGGAGGAGAUUGAGGACCCACUUGUUGAGAUCCGCAGCAAGUGCGAGGGCCACUGCCCACAGCUCAAGGCCGAGCUUGAGAAGUGUGCCGCCCGUGUCUCGUCCCGCAGCAACACCGAGGAGACGUGCACCCAGGAGCUCUUUGACUUUCUGCACUGCGUCGACCACUGCGUGUCGGAAGAGUUGUUCAAGCACCUGAAGUAGAGGGCUGGUGGCUGCUGCUGCCGCCGUCGCUUUGACUCUAGUUCGCACCAGAGCGCCAUUCGUUCUCUGGCACAUGCAAACCCACCCCCUCCCACCUCCUUUCCUUCUUCUCUCCAAGCACCCCCCCCCCCCCUUCACCCUUUAAUCUCCUCCACGACACGAUAUGCAUCCAUCCUCCAUGGCGCGUGCAGCCCUCUAUCCGUCCCAUCUGUGCAUGUGUGUUCGUUCGUUCAUGUAUGUGUGUGUUUGGUGGUUGUGUGUCUUGCUUCUGUUGUGGAAGCGUUAACGUGUGUGAAUCGAAGCUUGCGCGUGUAUGUGUGUGUGUUUUUGUGUGAGAUGUCGGUUUCCAACGUGUAUUGUACGUGUGUGACUCCUGUGUGCUUCUGUGCAUGUGUUCAAGCAAGUAAUGAACGAGUAAACCCGCCGUUCACACGCUGUUCGCCAGA
Salpingoeca rosetta is the source of this 829-nucleotide messenger RNA. Its product is annotated as ubiquinol-cytochrome c reductase hinge protein. Bases 60 to 383 code for a protein of 107 amino acids. The record is from RefSeq and is a predicted model, not a curated record. Gene Ontology annotation, biological process: mitochondrial electron transport, ubiquinol to cytochrome c. NCBI's taxonomy places the organism in Eukaryota, Choanoflagellata, Craspedida, Salpingoecidae. The transcript is spliced from 3 exons.